Molecule: messenger RNA, 756 nt
Organism: Trachymyrmex septentrionalis
Lineage: Eukaryota; Metazoa; Arthropoda; Insecta; Hymenoptera; Formicidae
Exons: 3
Coding region: 82-756 (224 amino acids)
Source: RefSeq, a predicted model, not a curated record
GAAGAGUUCCAAGAACGCGACAGCGGGUGGGCAUUGUCGCGAAUCCUCAAUUUGAUAGUGAAUGUGAACAAACUAAAUCCCAUGCGCGCGGGAUGUUACUUCGAAGUGCCGCGGGAAAUAGCGACGAAACGAGCGGUGAUCAACGUUAGUACGAUGGACAAUGCGUGCUUCGCGUGGUCGGUGGUCGCCGCUCUGUACCCGGCUGAAAGAAAUGUAACUCGAGAGUCAUCGUAUCCGCAUUAUACGACGGUGCUGAAUCUCGCGGGUAUCGAAUUUCCGAUAACGUUCAAAGACAUUUCUAAAUUCGAAAAUCUCAACAACAUAUCAAUCAACGUGUAUAGCAUCGAGAAUAAACAAGUUCUUCCUCUGCGGCUCACUAGUGACAAGAAGGACAAGCAUGUCAAUCUCCUGUACAUGCAAGAUUCAUGCAACGACAACAUUACACACUUUGCGUGGAUCAAGAAACUGUCGCGUCUCGUGAGCUCGCAACUAAGCAAAAAAAAGAACAAGAAAUAUUUCUGCGAUAGAUGCUUGCAUUACUUCAGCACGAAUGAGAAAUUGCAAUCACACACAAUGGACUGCCAGAAGAUAAACGAUUGCGCUAUUCGACUGCCGAGCGAGGAUGAAAAGUGGCUUGAAUUUGGGAACUUCUGCAACAAGGAGCGCGUUCCAUUCGUCGUCUACGCCGACCUGGAGUGCAUUUUACGGAAGACGGAACCCGACAGGGAAGAUGCGAUGAUGAAUUUGAAUUACUGA